Molecule: messenger RNA, 462 nt
Organism: Talaromyces proteolyticus
Lineage: Eukaryota; Fungi; Ascomycota; Eurotiomycetes; Eurotiales; Trichocomaceae
Product: putative mitochondrial 54S ribosomal protein YmL19
Exons: 2
Coding region: 1-462 (153 amino acids)
Biological process (GO): translation
Cellular component (GO): mitochondrial large ribosomal subunit; ribosome
Molecular function (GO): structural constituent of ribosome; large ribosomal subunit rRNA binding
Source: RefSeq, a predicted model, not a curated record
AUGGCGCGGAAAGUUCUUGCCAAGGACCAGUUUGUCAAACUCAUCGUUGGAGCUGGGCAGGCCAGUCCCAGUCCUCCAGUCGGUCCAGCAUUAGGAAGCAAAGGUGUGAAGAGUAUGGACUUUUGCAAGGAAUUCAACGCGAGAACCGCCCAUAUCCAAACAGGUACUCCUAUUCCUGCUUAUAUCACCAUCCGUCCCGAUCGCUCGUUUAUGUUCGAGCUCCGCACGCCAACAACGUCAUGGCUGCUGCUCCAAGCAUCUGGCAUUGAACCUCGGAAAGGCCGUGUACGUGGCGCGCAGAACCCUGGCUCAGAAACCAUCGGCGCUGUGUCGCUGAAGCAUGUGUAUGAAAUCGCAAAGAUCAAACAGUCGGAAUUGCGACUGUCGGGUCUGAAGUUAGAUGGACUGUGCAAGAGUAUUAUUGCCCAGGCCAAGUCCAUUGGCUUGAAAGUUGUGCCAUGA